AAAUGGAAAUAAAAAACGUUAAAAUGCUAGCAGUCGCUCGCCUGAGUUGCUCUAAACAUAGUUGAAGCAGCAUUUCACUUCUCCCUUGCUUCCCAGAAGAAACUCUCCAUUAAAAUUUGUAAAUUAUAAUUGCCACGAUUCGCCUGCUGAAACUGUACAUUACACUCGCUGUUCCCAAUCUCUAUCUCUCGUAUAAGGACUUGACAUGGAAACUGAAGAGAUACUAGCAGAAGAGCUGCUAAACGUUGAGGUUGAAAUUCAAGGAGUCCAAGACCAAAUCAAGAUAUUGCUUGACCAACAGGAGAGGUUAUAUGAAAGGCAAUCUGAAUUGAAGGCUAUACUUGAAGCAUGUAAAGAAUCAGGUUAUCCUGUUAAUGGCGCUUCAACUACUGUGGAAGACUGGUCUGGGCCAUUUGAGUGGGAUUCUCAAGCUGAUGAUACUAGGUUCAAUAUAUUUGGCAUAUCCGCAUAUCGUGCAAAUCAGCGAGAGAUUAUCAAUGCUGUCAUGAGUGGAAAAGAUGUUCUAGUGAUUAUGGCUGCAGGUGGCGGCAAGAGCCUCUGUUACCAGCUUCCAGCAAUUCUUCGUGAUGGAGUUGCUCUUGUUGUUAGUCCUUUGCUUUCUUUGAUUCAGGACCAGGUGAUGGGUUUGGCAGCCUUAGGCAUUCCAGCUCAUAUGUUGACAUCAACUACUAGUAAGGAGGAGGAGAAGUUAAUAUACAAGGCCCUUGAAAAGGGGGAAGGAGAUUUGAAAAUAUUGUAUGUGACUCCAGAAAAGAUAUCAAAGAGUAAGAGGUUUAUGUCAAAACUUGAAAAGUGCCAUCAUGCUGGUCGUCUAUCUCUCAUUUCUAUUGAUGAGGCACAUUGCUGCAGCCAGUGGGGUCAUGAUUUUCGACCUGACUACAAAAGUCUUGGUAUCCUCAAGACUCAGUUUCCCAAUGUUCCUGUGAUUGCUUUGACUGCAACUGCUACCCAGAAAGUCCAAAGUGAUCUGAUGGAGAUGCUCCACAUUCCAAGAUGUGUAAAGUUUGUCAGCACAGUCAACAGACCAAAUCUCUUUUACAUGGUACGAGAGAAGUCUUCAGUUGGCAAGGUGGUGGUUGAUGAAAUCGCAGAAUUCAUCCGAGACUCUUAUUCACAUAAUGAUUCUGGCAUAGUUUAUUGCUUUUCUAGAAAGGAAUGUGAGCAGGUUGCAAAGGAGUUGCGAGAGAGAGGAAUAUCAGCUCUUCAUUAUCAUGCAGACAUGGACGUAAAUGCUCGUGAAAAUGUUCAUAUGCGGUGGAGUAAUGGAAAACUACAAGUCAUCGUUGGCACGGUAGCAUUUGGCAUGGGAAUCAACAAACCAGAUGUCAGGUUUGUCAUCCAUCACAGCCUAAGUAAAUCAAUGGAAACAUACUACCAGGAAAGUGGCCGAGCGGGACGAGAUGGACUCCCUUCUCAAUGCCUACUUUACUUUAGACCUGGUGAUGUUCCUAGGCAGAGUUCAAUGGUCUUCUAUGAAAAUUCCGGAUUGCAGAACCUUUAUGACAUAGUACGAUAUUGUCAGUCAAAAAGACAGUGUCGCCGUAGUUCGUUUUUCCGCCAUUUUGCUGAGCCAUUACAGGACUGCAAUGGGAUGUGUGACAACUGUGCAUUUUCAAAUGAGGUUAAAGAAGUGGACGCCUCUCGUCAUGCGAAGCUUAUUAUUUCUUUGCUGCAAGAUACACAAGAAAAUGAUCAGAGAUUGACAGUGUUGCAAUUAGUUGAUAAAAUUAAAGUAAAGCACAAGGAACUAGGUUCUGAGCUGAAGAGGGAGCAAAUAGAGCAGCUUGUCAUACAGCUCAUAUUAGAUAGAAGUUUGAAAGAAGAAUUUCAGCAUACAGCUUAUUCCACAAAUGCAUAUGUAACAAUAGGACCCUUGGCAAAGCAAGUAUUGCAUGUUCUGUUGAUGAAGUUGGCAAAACAGCCUUUACCUGUACCCUUCUAUGGACGAAGGUGGCAUUCUAACAGGAAGUGCAGUGUUAAACUUGAAAUUUCUAGCGGACAAAAUAAAGUAGCUGGUAUAAAAUCAGUUAAACGCAGUUGUGCUUCCUCUGGUUUGGAAUUGAAGCUAGACGAGCUGAGAAAGGAACUCUCCUCAGUUCAUGGAGGAAUAUUCCCGCAUUCUGUUCUCUCGACUCAACAAAUCAACAUGAUAAGUGCCCAGAAGCCAAAUUCUAUGGAACUGUUAGAGAAUAUAAUUGGAAAACUCAAGGCAGAGAAAUACGGAAGUAGAAUACUUGAGCAAGUGAAUACGUAUGCAAAUUCGACACAGCCGAAGGAUGCCAAAGAAGAUCAAGAUAUUGAAAAUAGAGCCUCAAAAAGACUAAAGAGCAAAAAGCAUCUUGUUCUUGUUGAGAGCAGUGAUGAUGAAUCCUGACAGAAACAGUUCUGAUUCUUAUAAGUCUCUUUUCUUUGUCUUCCCACAACAUAGCCCUUGUACUAAGGAUGGGGCUCAUACUUGAGUUCCGAGGCACCCUUGUCAAUUUUGUGGUGUAGAUGGAAAUAGGAAUCGAAAAUUAUGUUUCUUGCCAAUAUUGAGAACUGCUGAAAAGGUGUUGAUUUGUUCAAUCAAUGAGAAAAGGGUGAAGAAGUCAAUUUUCUAUUUA
Messenger RNA from Prunus avium (sweet cherry), 2624 nucleotides. RefSeq names its product RECQ helicase L2 (gene RECQL2). Gene Ontology annotation, cellular component: chromosome; mediator complex; cytoplasm. Gene Ontology annotation, molecular function: 3'-5' DNA helicase activity; ATP binding; four-way junction helicase activity. Lineage: Eukaryota; Viridiplantae; Streptophyta; Magnoliopsida; Rosales; Rosaceae. Gene Ontology annotation, biological process: DNA replication; double-strand break repair via homologous recombination. The record is from RefSeq and is a predicted model, not a curated record.